GCUUACCCCUCUUUCGUGCGCCAUCAACGUAUUUUGGUUUUGAAUGUUAUUUUGGUUUGGUUUUGUAAAAAUAAACCGAAUAUUGACCGAAAUCAUAUUUCUUUAGAUAAUUCGUGAUGUCGGACGUGGAGGAGAUAAUAGAUUUUAUAAAACAGUUGAAGAAGGGGUUUGAUAAAGACCUGUUUCAGAGUAAAAUUGAACAACUUGCUUAUGUCGCCGAGACUUCGGGGUUGGACGACGAUGACUUCCACACUUUAUUCAAAGUUUGGUUGAAUUUAUCAAUACCCAUUACAAAGUGGGUCAGUCUGGGAAUGUGCCUGGUGCCUCAGUACCGAGUGGAAGAACGCACAGUAGACUAUGCUUUCCGCUGGCUGCUGGCUAAUUGUGAAAUACACUCCAAUUUCUCCAGAAUGGGAUUUUUAUUGGAUUGGCUAACAGCUGCUAUGGACAGCGAUACCAUAGACAUGGCUGCUUUAGAUUCUGGAUAUGAGAUAUUCUACACUAUGCUCUCAUUUGAACUGCUUACUGCUCAUGCACUGAAGCUGGUGUAUACGCUGACAAAACCCAGUGACGUUACCAGGAGAAGGGUGCUGGAACUUCUGGAACAUGCAAAGAAGAGAGAGGGGAAAAAGAACAUGUACCGUCAACUUCAAGUGCUGCUGGGCCUGUUCAAGUCCUACAAGCCGGAGUGUGUCCCGGAAGAUGUGCCCGCCAUCUCCAUACAUACGUCCUUCAGGAAGAUCAACACCAGCUUGCUGGGACGAUUCAAGAAGAGCCAGGAAAGGCGAAACAGCACCACUAAAGAAAGACACCACUUAAUGUGGAUUAAUCCUCUCAAUUCUGAGGGCGGCAGAAACAGGAAGGCGGAGCCUCUAGUGCCAAAUAUGGAGUUCACAAACAUUGGCUCAAAACAAUAUGAUAGGGAGCCACAGAAAACUCAUCUUGACUUCUCUGACCCAAUAUCGCUCCUGCAGCACAGCAUCGAGGCGGGCGUGACUCGGCCGGGCCGCGUGCGCGCGUUGCUAUGCAACCAGGCCGGCCUCACGCUGCUCACGCUGGCCACCGACGCCGAGCAGGCCUUCCUGAGCCACCAGCUGUACCACCUGCUUGUUGAUUGUUUCCUAGGCUCAUCUCCUCACACGUACGCGGAGAAGGCAGACCUGUUGCACCGACUGGGCGCAUUACAGCGCACCCUGCUACAGGGCAUCCCCGUCGUCACGCGCUUCCUCGCACAAUACCUGCCCUUUUGGAAUGAGAAAGACUACACCGCAGAGAUCCUCGGACUAGUGGAGUGGCUGAGCAUGGAGUCGGUGGAGCACGUGUCGUGCGUCGUGGAGCCGCUCAUGCGCAUGUACCUGCGAGCUGCGCCGCUUGAGCAGUGCGCCAUACUAAAAACACUCACAACUAUGUACUGUAAUAUGGUUUACUCGAGCAUCCGCAGCCGUCGGCACUUCCUGAGCGCGCAGCCGCACGCAGCUGCGCCGGCGCGCGCGGCCGCCGCCAUCGCCGACGUGUGUCAUAGAGGACUGCAGGUGUCUCCCGAGGACAUGCGAGUAUUAUACAGUUGUAUGCAAGCAACUGAAGGUUGUUCCCGAGCGGAGGCGCGUUACUCUACUUCUCUGGGCGCCCUCCCACACAUGCUGACCCUGGCCCUGCCGCUAGUGGUGCCAUCUGCGGCCCUGGUCGACAAGAUGGCCGCCAUACUGAUACUGUAUCGCAAGAUUUUCUCAGCGAUGAAGUCUGCGAACAAACACAAAGAGCAGACGUUCAUCCUACAGCGUAAGACAUUAGAAGGAUACACGUUGGAUUUCCUCAACUGUCUGUACCACGAGCAGGCGUUGUCAGACCGGAAAUCCGGCUUAGUCUUUGACAAGUUACACCCGCAGUUGGUUUCAAAACUAUCCGACUUGGUGCCAGAGGCUGACGGUAAAUUCAGCUUGAGAAACAACCUGGCGUUCGCACCGUAUACCUACAUGCCUUUAGAAGCCGUCGACCCAUCAGAUGCCACCAAUAAGUUAUGCUUCGACACAAUGGUAAGUCACACGUUCCCAAAGCUUAGCCAGUUACUUACAAAGGCCGUGCCUGAAUUGCGUUAGUUUUACUAUAAAGCUGGGUUUCUUUAAUUAUGUUUUUAGACUAGGUUGGAUUUUGUAAUGGAAUAAAUUUUGAUUAUGAAAAUCAAGCAAAAAUCAGUAACAUAAGAUAAAGCAUACAGUGGUCACACACGUCUCUAUAGUUGGAAUAGAUUGAUUCUUUGCAUCGUGCACUAUUUUGAGGACUUUAUAUAAGUAUGACAUAGACGUACUUUUAUUUUUAAUAUUAAGACGUGUAUGCGUCAUUAAAUCCUCUAUUCCCGUUGGUCCGCACUGUUUGACCACCACUGAGGAAUAUAGGGGGAAAAUGUAUUGUCCACCAAUAGGGGCCAACGCUACUAGAAUAGUUGCGUUAUCCACCAGAGGGGCUUUCCAGCCAAGUAGUUAAUGCCAUCUGCGGCAAAUCUACAAUGAGUCACGUCAAAAAAAAAAAUACCAGAGGGGCCAACGCACCAAGAACUGUUGCGUUUUCUACCUGUGGGAGCGGUCGCCACUAAAAAAUGUUGUGUUGUCUACUAGUGGCGGCUAACGCCACUAAGAACUGUUGCUUUAUCCACUAGAGGGGUCAAUGCCAUCAAGAACUGUUGCGUUUUCCUCAAGUGGGGGCCGAUGCCAUUAAAAAAUGUUGUGUUAUCCACCAGCGGGGCCAACGCCACUAAUAACUGUUGCGUUUACCACCAGUAGGGGCCGAUGCCACUAUAAAGUGUUGCGUUGUCUACCAGUGGCGGCUAACGCCACUAAGAACUUGCUUUAUCCACUAGAGGGGGCUAAUCACCAAGAAUUGUAAUCGUUGUUAGCGUUUUCCACCAGUGGGGGCCACGGGAAAUAGAGGCAUUAAACAGUACAAAUCGAUAUAGUUGAUAAUAUAAGUGCCUUUAUAUAAAGGUGAUGAUAAUUAUAGUAAUAUUGGUGACAACUUGACGAUAA
Messenger RNA from Pectinophora gossypiella (pink bollworm), 3020 nucleotides. RefSeq lists its product as uncharacterized. The transcript is spliced from 13 exons. Gene Ontology annotation, cellular component: kinetochore. Lineage: Eukaryota; Metazoa; Arthropoda; Insecta; Lepidoptera; Gelechiidae. Bases 117 to 2096 code for a protein of 659 amino acids. The record is from RefSeq and is a predicted model, not a curated record.